This is a messenger RNA of Carcharodon carcharias (great white shark), 1263 nucleotides long. RefSeq names its product bone morphogenetic protein 2-like. Lineage: Eukaryota; Metazoa; Chordata; Chondrichthyes; Lamniformes; Lamnidae. The transcript is spliced from 4 exons. The record is from RefSeq and is a predicted model, not a curated record. Bases 1 to 1263 code for a protein of 420 amino acids. Gene Ontology annotation, molecular function: growth factor activity; cytokine activity. Gene Ontology annotation, biological process: SMAD protein signal transduction. Gene Ontology annotation, cellular component: extracellular region.
AUGGCGGCGUGCAGCCGAUUGUGGGUGGUAAUCAGCUCCGUGCCUGCCUCCACCCGCUCCCACCCAACCCGCCCGUCACAGGGCAGGAUUUUACAGCCCGCGGGCAGGCGCGUGCCCAAUCUGAUCGGGCGUAAAGUAGCGCGCGAUGACGCAGUCAAGCAUUCCUACGUCAUUGUGCAUUCGCGCGUUAUUUCGGUCGGUGGGCGCACGCAAGAGUCAGCAACACGCCUGCCAACAAUUAAGAAGCCUAUUAACGUCCUUAAUCAAGAACAAAAGUCAAAAGAUGCACUCAUGGACAGCCCACCUAGGAAGGUGGACGUGAGCCUACCUCCUCCUCUUCCUGAAGUGCUUCUCAAGCCAGUGAUAACAAAGGCUAUGGCGCAUGAUGGCCAGGCUGUGGAGGGUGCAACUGACCACCACAAAUCGGGACACUGGUCUGGGACAGUUUUGGAAAACACCACUAAAACAACAAAUGAUCUGACCAGCAAUAAACAGCGACUUUACUUUAAUAUUACCAUUGCCAGGAACAGGCUUGUCUUUCCUAAAGUAAAGAUUUUGAGAGGUGAACUGAAAAUCUACAAAUACUUAGAACAGAAUACGAAUUUACAUCAGAAACAGAGGCCUGCAAACCUGCAGCUUGUGAAAAUCUACCAAUUGCUCAAGCCAGCUAUUGAAAGGAAAGAAUUUCAGCUCCAUUUCCUUGGCUCUAAAGUCAUUACAUCAAAUUAUGAGAGGGCUGAAACGUUUGACAUUCGAAAAACAGUUGAAUACUGGAUAAACUACCCACAGGAAAAUUAUGGCCUUGAACUUGAGUUGCUUCCCCGGUUUUCCAGUCACAAACACAAUGACGAAGACAAAGUGACCAUUGAAGCAGAACUGGAAAUAGAAAUACAAAAGGUUUUUAAAGAAGUCCGCACACGCCGUGAAAGUCACACUGAGGACUGCCAGAGAAAUCAAAUACAGUGUUGUAGACGAUCGCUACAUGUAUCUUUUGAGGAGAUUGGAUGGUCAGACUGGAUUAGAGCCCCACUAAGUUACAAUGCCUUUUACUGUGAUGGCACUUGUCCUCAGAAGUACAAACUUGCUACAAUGCAUACUCUAAUCAAAUCAAAGAUGAAUCAUCUUUCUAACGGAGCUAUUCCUGCGCCUUGUUGUGUUCCUGCAUCCUAUGAACCAUUAACUCUCCUGCAUUUUAACAGUAAUAACAAAUUAACACUUACAGCAUUUGAUGACAUGGUUGUGUCCAGAUGUCAUUGCUCUUAA